This is a messenger RNA of Hyla sarda, 1625 nucleotides long. RefSeq names its product CD82 molecule (gene CD82). Gene Ontology annotation, cellular component: membrane. The coding region runs from base 16 to 975 and encodes 319 amino acids. The transcript has 9 exons. Lineage: Eukaryota; Metazoa; Chordata; Amphibia; Anura; Hylidae. The record is from RefSeq and is a predicted model, not a curated record.
CUGUUUACCUGAACCAUGGGGAAGCCCUGCCCUUUACCUGCAAUCUGGGACAAGGUUUCCGGUUACAGGCUUGACAGCUGCGUCUCGGUGCUGCAGGGAAGGACUCGUUUCUCUUUCAUUUCUUCAGGCGUCGAUUCGCCCCGGAGGAGAAUCACAGUUUUCCAUUUACGUGGCGGUGAGGCGAGACGCAGACACGGAUUGCGAAACACUGAGAAAAUGGCGAGCGGAGGCUGCAUGAAAGUGAUCAAAUACUUCCUCUUCUUAUUUAACCUCCUGUUUUUCGUUCUUGGAGCCGUGAUCCUCGGGUUCGGAAUAUGGAUACUGGUGGAUAAAACCAGCUUCAUCGCCGUCUUACACAGCUCAUCGUCGUCUCUGAAGAUUGGCUCCUACAUCCUGAUCGCUGUCGGGGGCUUCACGAUGAUCAUGGGGUUCCUGGGCUGCAUCGGGGCUGUGAACGAAGUGCGAUGCCUCCUGGGACUGUAUUUCACCUUCCUGCUGCUCAUACUCCUGGCUCAGAUCACCGCCGGCGUCCUGAUUUAUCUCCACAGAGAAUCGCUGAAGACUGAGAUGUCAGGUAUAGUUCAUGAGCUGAUUGUGACCUACAACCCCAAUGACAGCACGAAUACGAGCACGGAGGACACGUGGGACUACAUCCAGGGGACGCUCCAGUGCUGCGGUUGGGACAGUUACCAGAAUUGGACCGAAAAUCCGUUUGUUAACAACCAAACUAACUACUACCCCUGCUCUUGCGUUAAGAAUGCAAAUGAUACUAAAGGUUUCUGCGAUUCUCCUUCUGCAAAUCUUUAUCCAGUUGGCUGCAUGAAGCAAGUGGAGGACUGGCUGCAGGGCAACCUGGGGAUUAUCCUGGGAGUGUGCGUUGGAGUCGGCGUGACUGAGUUAAUAGGACUCGUCCUGUCCAUAUGUCUCUGCCGGAACAUCCAAAACGAAGAUUACACCAAAGUACCAAAAUACUAAGAAGUGUCGGCCUUUUUCCGAAACGUCACGGAAUUCCCCGCCCUUGAUGGAAGAAGCAGAGGGGGUGGGGAGGAUUUGUAACAUAAUGACCCCUCCCGAUCCCCCCCCCCCCACCACCAUGUGUAUAUAUUUAUAUAUGCUGAGUCCUUGUUCAAAUUAAGGAGAGAACCACGCUUAGAGAAGAAGUGAUGUCAUAGUUGUGACAUCAUCAGGGUUCAAUGACUUCAUUACAUGGCAGAUUUUUUUUUUUUUUUUUUUUUUAAACCUCUAAGUUAAGGUAAAAAUGGUUCCGGCCCGAGAACAAUAGGGGAUUUUUUUUUUUUUAUAAUUUUUUUUAAUUUUUUUUUUUUGGGAUCCCGUGAAGAAUUAGUGUAGAAUUGUUGUUAUUAUUAUCCAGAAGAAUUGGAUAGAAAUGUUGACUUAGAGUUAGAGGUGAGACGCUCUGCAGAGCCCCAGCAUGUCUGAAAUGCUGGAAAUUUGGGGUGGGGGGUUAUAACGCCCCAUGACAGAAAUGGGGGGAGGGGUGAUGUCUUUAUAUGGCUAUUAAUGCUUUGUAUAGUGAUAUGUAAAGAACAAAAAAAAGCCAAAUAAUCUAAAUAGAGCCUUUUUAUUUCUGUAUAAAUACAAUAGAUGUAAAUAAAUGUAUGGUA